GAAUCCGAGGAGCGACAACCACAAACACAGCAUCCUCCUGUGGACGCCCCACUGCCCCAUCUUUGGAGAAAGGCACCGAAACUCAGCCCAGUUCUCUCCUGACUCCCAUCGCGUCCCGAAAGGUGAAAAGGAACCUGGGUGACAACCUCGUGAGGGCGAGCGGCACUGAAACGACGACGGCCGUCACAUGCCCCACAACGACAUCAAAAUCCACAACAACAGUUUGCGCAUUUUCCUUCUGCUUUUUUGGUGCCGCUGUGGCGCAACAAGCUCGGGGACGUCGGCGAGGCAGUGUGGGGAGGGUGGAGGUCAAGGGUCAUGUCCCCGACAUGCAGGGCAUGAGUCAGGAGAAAAUGCAAGAACAUUACAUUGGAUCACUCGGGCUCAUCACGACUUCAUUUGGCGGGUCACAUUGCGGACAAUUUGGGAUUCUGAGUAUUGUUCAAUUGGAUCGAUCCUGACCCGGCUUCCCUUUGAGGAUCCUUCGUCAGAAGUCAACAGCAGCAAAGAGGAAGAGGAUGAUGCCCCUCGGUCCACAUGACUUCCCCGUCUCAUGCGCUCUAAUGAGGGAUGAGAUGCGUCUCGUUAGCGAACGUCACAUGUCUCUGUGCUCACCAGCGCUAGAUUCAAUUAUUGCGCACAAACAGGAAAACCACAGCAGGGGCGAGCGGGCCAGUGGGAGGACAUCUCGUCGGAGCUGGACGUCCGCUCGAGGGCCACCGGGACUACUUUGACUUUAUCCCUUUUUAUUUUCCAAAAUGGGAGUCUCGCAAUACGUUUGGCUUCUCGCCUGCUUCGGCUUUGUUUACCGAGCGGAGGGACGCAAAACAUACGCUGACGUGUUCCCCCACAAGCAUGCAGCGGCAGGAAAGUCGCCUUGGCCCAUCCCAGCCAUCCCGGGUUGGAAUCCUGACACCGUCCCGUGGGACGAUUACCUCUACCCCCCCGUUAAACCCCAGCCCAAGCAGCUCACGCGCAGACCAGGGGGCAAGCCCGCGGUCCGCCUCACAAGCGACAGCCCCGCCCUCAACGGCUCCGUCAUCUCCUUCACGGCCAAGCUGGAGUUCCCCCCGUGCCAGAAGGAGGACGACAGCGGGGAACUGGUGUGGGAUGAACGCUGUGACGACGCUAAUGGACAAGUGCGCUCGGGCUACGUGUACAACUGGACGUCCUGGUUGGAGGACUACGGCUUCGGGAAAUGCGCGGACCCCGCCAAGUGCAACGUGUUCCCGGACGGGAAGCCUUUCCCCCAGAGUAACGACUGGAGGCGCAAGAACUACGUCUACGUCUGGCACACCAUGGGACAAUAUUACGAGACAUGUGACGGCCACUCGUCCAGGCUGACCCUCAACACCUCCAGCAUCCCUCUGGGAGCAGAGGUCAUGGAGGUCAUGGUGUACCGCAAACGCGAGCGCAGGAAGUACAGCCCCUUGAGCACCGACAACACCGUUUUUUUCGUCACAGAUAUGAUCCCAGUGGCGGUGGACAUCUCCCAGAAGGGCGCGGUCAACGAGUCCGACAACGUGUUCUUCCGGGGUGAGGAUGUCGUCUUCCGAGUGCGCCUCCACGACCCCAGCGGUUACCUCAAGACGGCGGCGGCCAUCGACUACAUGUGGGACUUCAGGGACGGCAACCAGCUGGUGACCCACCGCGACGUGACCACGCACGCCUACGGCAAGGUGGGCAACGUCACCGUCAAGCUGGUGGUGGAGGCGGCGUUUCCGAGGGCGUGUCCACCUGCUGCCCCCACGUCCGAGCCCGGCGCCUCCACUCCGACACCGCCCCCAUAUGAACCUUCCACAUCUCCACUAGGCCCCACGACCACCACCCAAGCGAUCUCGGCGACAUCCGGCUCAUCUCCCGUCACCGCGACGACGGGCUUACCCACCACGGAAUUCCUCCCGUCCAUCGUGUCCGGCGCGACCCCGGAGUCGACUCCCUACUCUCCGCUCCGCAGCAAGCGCGUGCUCAAGGGCGGCGGGUGUUUCCGCUACGUUUACGGGUUCUUCGCGGGGAACAUCAGCAUCAUCGAGCCCAAGCACUCAGUGAAGAGCAAGGCCAACAGCCGCAUUGUGGAGGUUCUGGCUGCCAGAGUAACCAAGACCGACGUCAGCUUCCUGGUGAAAUGCCUCGGCAGCAUCCCCACGUCGGCGUGCACCAUCGUGUCAGACGCCGCCUGCACUCGGGUGCACAGCAUCACGUGCGACGACGUUCCUCCGUCCGCAAAGUGCGAGGUGAGCCUGAGGAGGACCUUUCCGCAGCCGGGGAUCUACUGCGUCAACAUCACGCUGGGGGACUCGCGCAGCCUGACCCUGACCAGCACCACUGUCACCAUCAACAAGUCCCAAGCGGGCCCCGAGUCCAAAAACGCACAUGCGACUGAAGUGAUCCUUUCUACAAGCGCCGUACUAGUAGCCUUCUUUGCAUUGAUUGCAUGUGUUGUUUACAGACGCUACAAGGUGUACCGGCCCAUUCGUAGGUCAGCGCUGGGGGGCGCGAUGCACCUGAGGGAGCUCCUCUUCCCCUCGGGCGAGGAGAGCCACCACCUGCUGACCGAGAGGCGUACCAUCUAGGUGCCAAAGGUCAUGCACGUUAAAUGGUGGAUCCAUUGCAUGGAAAACAUGAGCAUCCAAUGCCGUUUAAUACUCAAGAUGAUGUCAUUUGUAUGAAAUUGUGUUGAGUUAUUUUACUCAAAAUCAACUUCCAAGUCUUUUUCUUCAAAUCUUUUUGUGAUGUAUUGACUCACGUCAGAGAGGUAAUCUGUGUAUGCGAUCAAUUUGCAGAAAUACAUUCCACAAUUGUUUAAACAGUUGCUAACAAGUGUAAAGCAGUCACGCUUGAACUCGUCAUUAAAUGCGAAAAGAACACAGACGCUAAUAAAAGGUGCCAACU
Molecule: messenger RNA, 2892 nt
Organism: Syngnathoides biaculeatus (alligator pipefish)
Lineage: Eukaryota; Metazoa; Chordata; Actinopteri; Syngnathiformes; Syngnathidae
Gene: gpnmb
Product: glycoprotein (transmembrane) nmb
Exons: 13
Coding region: 759-2573 (604 amino acids)
Biological process (GO): cell adhesion
Molecular function (GO): integrin binding
Source: RefSeq, a predicted model, not a curated record